CAUCACAAUGACACGUGUCUUCAAGAUGGCUGCUGCUACUAUGGAGAUGUGCGUGGCCUUGCUGCUGUUGUCCAUGUUGCCUGUUGUCCUGCCAUUUUAUGUACCUGGGGUUGCUCCUCGUGACUUCCGUAAUGGUGAGCCAGUCGAUAUUAAGGCAGUGAAGCUGACCAGCUCUCGCACACAGCUCCCUUAUGAGUACUACUCAUUGCCUUUCUGUAAACCAGCUGCUGUUAACUACAAAGCAGAAAACUUGGGUGAGGUGUUACGCGGGGACCGUAUUGUGAACACACUCUACAAUGUAGCAAUGAACCAGAAUAAAAAAUGUGAGAUGGUGUGCGACAGGAGAAUGCUCAGCAUUAAAGAAAGUAAGCUGAUUGCUGAGCGGAUCCAGGAGGAGUAUUAUGUUCACCUUAUUGCAGAUAACUUGCCAGUUGCCUCGAGGUUAGAGAUUCUCUCCAACAGAGAGGCAGGAGGAGAGGAGGACCAGAAGAAAGACUUGGAGAAAGAGAUCCAGUUUGAACAUGGCUACAGACUUGGCUUUGUAGACAACAACAAGUUUUAUCUGCACAACCACCUGUCCUUCAUCCUGUACUUCCACAGAGAGAAGAUGGAGGAGAGUGACGAGCAUGACUACAGGGUGGUCCGAUUUGAGGUCACACCUCAAAGUGUAAAAGUUGAUGAUCUGAAGCCUAAUGAAAAGGAUAAGACUUGCACGUUGCCUGACGCCAGUGGCUCUGCUGCACAGGAGAUUGACCCAACCAAGGAGAAUGAAGUUCUCCUUACAUAUUCUGUCCGCUGGGAGGAAAGUGAGGUGAAGUGGGCCUCUCGAUGGGACACAUACCUAACCAUGAGUGAUGUCCAGAUUCACUGGUUCUCCAUUGUCAACUCUGUGGUGGUCGUCUUCUUUCUCUCUGGUAUACUGAGUAUGAUCAUUAUCAGGACUUUGAGAAAGGACAUUGCCAACUACAACAGAGAAGAUGACAUAGAGGACACCAUGGAGGAAUCAGGAUGGAAGAAUGUUCAUGGGGAUGUCUUUAGGCCACCUCAGUAUCCCAUGAUCCUCAGCUCUCUCCUGGGUUCAGGGAUCCAACUCUUUUGCAUGGUCCUUAUUGUUAUCUUUGUUGCCAUGUUGGGGAUGUUGUCUCCAUCCAGCAGAGGAGCCUUGAUGACCACUGCUUGUUUCCUCUUCAUGUUUAUGGGUGUAUUCGGUGGCUUCUUUGCUGGUAGAUUGUACCGCACAUUAAAAGGACAUCGGUGGAGGAAAGGAGCAUUUUGUACAGCAACCUUGUAUCCUGCAAUGGUUUUUGGAAUCUGCUUCAUCCUCAACUGUUUCAUCUGGGGAGAACAUUCCUCUGGUGCAGUUCCUUUCACCACAAUGCUGGCCCUGUUGUGUAUGUGGUUCGGUAUCUCUAUGCCCUUGGUCUAUCUGGGCUAUUACUUUGGGUUCCGAAAACAGCCAUAUGACAACCCAGUACGCACCAAUCAGAUCCCUCGGCAGGUCCCAGAGCAGCGGUGGUACAUGAAUAAGUUUGUUGGAAUCCUAAUGGCCGGAGAUCUGCCGUUUGGUGUGUUCAUAGAGCUGUUCUUCAUUUUUAGUGCCAUCUGGGAGAAUCAAUUUUAUUACCUCUUUGGGUUCCUGUUUCUGGUUUUUAUCAUUUUGGUGGUCUCCUGCUCGCAGAUCAGUAUUGUCAUGGUGUAUUUCCAGCUCUGUGCAGAAGGUUACCGGUGGUGGUGGAGAACCUUCCUGGUGUCUGGAGGCUGCUUCUAUGUUCUUGUUUAUGCCGUCUUCUACUUUGUCAACAAGUUGGACAUAGUGGAGUUCAUUCCUUCUCUCUUGUACUUUGGCUACACGAUGCUGAUGGUCCUGUCCUUUUGGCUGCUAACCGGCACGAUUGGAUUCUAUGCAGCAUACAUGUUCAUCAGGAAAAUCUAUGCUGCAGUCAAGAUUGACUGAGCCCCGCUGAUGCUGCUGGGUUUUUUUGUUGUUGUUGUUUUUGGGCCACAUCCUUGUUUUGUUUUUGCUUCCUUUUUUUUUUAAAAUAUAUAUAUUGAUUCUUUAUGUCCAGCAAGCACUGACUUUUGUGUAGAAGAGAGGUGGGCUUUUUUUAAUGGUGCACCAGCACCACCUACAGGCCUCAUGGGGAAGAGCAGCAAGGUGCCGUGAUGCCUUUUGCUGUUGGAUUUUUCUCUCUCCCGUUCUUUUUACAGGACUGAGACACAGAAUGAAUCUUGUCUGAUGGGACAUUUUAUGUGUUCCUGGUGUUUCUCUUCACAGCACGGUGGGCCAAAGCUUGUCAAAUGAUGGGAUCUGCACUUUUUUUUCCUUUUGUCUUUACAUUUAUGUUCUGAGAAGAGCUAGGCUAAUUUAUCCGGGUUUUUGUCAUCGCAGGAUUUAUCAUUUGCUGUUUGGGAAUUUAUAGGUGUGGAGAGCUCGGGGUUGUCUGAUUCAGAUGGUUAUACUGUGUGUGUGUGUGUGUGUGUGUGUGUGUGUGUGUGUGUGUGUGUGUGUGUGUGUGUCAUGUGAAAGUUAGACCCCUGUAUGAAAAUGACUCAGAGAAAUUCUGCACUAAAGACAACUGCCCCCCUCCCUCCCAUUUGCCCAUAGUAGCCAUGGUUCCAAACAAAAUAUAAACUUCCUUCCACAAACAUUGUCUCACUUAAUGCAAAAUAUUGGUCCACAGAGAGCAGCACAGAGAUGUAAUUAAAAUGUAAAUGUGUAGACCGGAGCCCGUCUGCCACCUGGUUGAGGGGAGAAGAGUGCACAACACAAUCAAGACGGUGGUGAUUUUGCUCUGCUGCUGCCACGCGCACAUGGACGGAGCGUUUCCAGGAGUCACUUUUGAAAGUGUAAAUGUUUUUUUUUUUUUUUAUUCUCUCACCGUGCCGUCAGUGUAGUCUUAGCAGUGCUGCCAGCUGCAGAACUAUGCAGUUAUGGAAAGAGUUGCACUACCGGCUGAUGCCUCAUUUCAGAGAGAAAUUUAAGUUUGAAUCCUAUUUAAAUUUUAUGUCUGUGUAAAAAAAUUUUUUGAAUGACUGCAGGAGCAGCAGUUGCAGCAGACGUCAGUUUGAUUGUGUUUGGGUUGUCCAGAAUGCAGCAAAUGUAGGUGUGAACUCAGUACAGCUGUACAGCAGAGACUGUACAAGACCAGCAAUUUUAGAAUGUGUUUCUGGAUGCUGAUUAGAAUGUUGGCUGGAGAAACAUCUCGGGUUGAGGAUGCAGAUGGGAGCCAAAAGCUCAUCCCCACAAAAACUAGCAGUAUAUCACAUCACUCAAUGUGAACACUGACAAGAGAACUUCAACUCGUUUGAAAUGUACAACACAGUACAAUGAAUAUUUGUGCAAGUUCUAUCAAUAAUAAAACAACAAAUUGUGCCAAAUCACACAUAAGGUGACUCUUUGGCUCCAAAGAAGGCUGCAGGAAAAUGCACAGUCCUGUAUGCAUUUCAUAAUGUCGUCAAGUUUUAUUUUUUCAUGAUCAGCUUGAUCCGUUUUUAGCAGUAGGCCUUUUUGCACAUCUCAAUAGGGGAUUUGUCAGGACAGCACUGCACAGACUAGGGUUAUGGAUUCCUCUGUGGACCAUGAUUUUACAGGGCUUGAACUUCUCACUUUACUGUGACUUUUCUCAUAAUUUAAGGGCCUCUCGUUCAUAGUUUCAAAACCAGCAAACUUGGUUUUGAAGGAAACUUGGUUUUGUGUCCCACCUACCCUGAUUACUGUCACCUGCUAAAUGUUAGUGUAUUUGUUCAACCACUAGGUGGCAGUAAGUGUUAUCAAAAUUUACAACUUGUAACAUUUUGUAGACAACCUAGCAGUGUCUACUUUGAAAAAGUUUCUACUGUGUAGCUUAUAGCAGCAGGUUUAAAUACUCGAUAUGAAGGCUAUCUGUGAAUUAUUCACUGAGAUCUAGCUCCAGAUGGACUGGCAUGCAAAUGGUUCUAAUAUAUCAUCCACAUGAUUAUGUUCAGGAGCGCAAUGGAUGUUGAUGCCGUUGGGGUGUAAAAGCACGAUUUGUUUGAAAUUUUUUGAAUGUGUCCCUUUAAGUUUUUGUGAUGUUAAAGUCAAAAUAUAUAAACCGCUUCUGUCACUGUCUACUGUACAGAUGUGCUUGCAUUUGGCGGGACUUAAUGAUACCAACCAUGUUUAUUUUCCCAUUCCAUCAGGCGCGCUUUAUGAUUGUCUGGAAUUAGACUCUGAGCUCUGAAACCUGGCUGCUGCCUUAUGUAAAGACAGAUUUCCUCUCCGGCUGUUGAAGUGCACGUGCCAGGGGAGAUUUUUUUUUUUUUUUUAAUUUCUUAAUAGACCGACUUUUAAAAGGCCCAAGUCAUGCGACUGUGUGUGUAUGAAUGUGGGGUCAGCUGUGUAAAUAUAAUACGACAGCUUUGUGUUGCGUUCUGCUGUUCGUGGCACUCCCUGUAACGAUCCUAUCGUUGUUUUCGCCAGAAGCAUGACGCUCACCAUGACUUUGGUAACUCCUUUCUAUUCCUUUUUUUUCUUUUACAGAAUGUCCACUUAAAAAAAAUGUACAAUAAAACAAAGUGAUGACCAGGUGAA
Thalassophryne amazonica is the source of this 4552-nucleotide messenger RNA. It is a transcript of the gene tm9sf4, whose product is annotated as transmembrane 9 superfamily protein member 4. Gene Ontology annotation, biological process: protein localization to membrane. The record is from RefSeq and is a predicted model, not a curated record. Gene Ontology annotation, cellular component: membrane. NCBI's taxonomy places the organism in Eukaryota, Metazoa, Chordata, Actinopteri, Batrachoidiformes, Batrachoididae.